Messenger RNA from Ceratina calcarata, 271 nucleotides. RefSeq names its product thyroid transcription factor 1-associated protein 26 homolog. The transcript has a single exon. The annotation marks the transcript as partial. Gene Ontology annotation, cellular component: nucleus. The record is from RefSeq and is a predicted model, not a curated record. Lineage: Eukaryota; Metazoa; Arthropoda; Insecta; Hymenoptera; Apidae.
UUUCAUAAAGCUAAACAAGAAUUUCUACGUAAGAAAGAUGAAAAGCGUAAAGCAAAGGAACAAAUCUUAAAGGCAAAAGCAGAAAAAGAAGAAGCACUUAAGAAAUAUAAAGAAAAAAGAUUACGGACUUACAAGACAUUAUCAAAGAAAACGAAAAAGGGACAGCCAGUGAUGAAAGAUAGGAUGGAAAUGUUGCUGGAAAAAAUACAACAACAAGUAUCAUCGUAACCUCUGAUAAUAAAGCGUUGCUAUGUAAAUAUUUUUUGUUGCU